This is a messenger RNA of Pseudoliparis swirei, 3597 nucleotides long. RefSeq lists its product as uncharacterized. The transcript is spliced from 4 exons. NCBI's taxonomy places the organism in Eukaryota, Metazoa, Chordata, Actinopteri, Perciformes, Liparidae. The coding region runs from base 2428 to 3597 and encodes 389 amino acids. The record is from RefSeq and is a predicted model, not a curated record.
UCCAAAUGGCACCUUCAUUUUUCUGUGUGCACUGUAUUGUGGAAUUAUUAGCCAACAGUGUUGUUAGUGCUGAUCAAGGAAUAUUCCAUCUACAGGAAUAAAAUGAAGGAAAGCUGAAAUCUCAGUGUGACUAAAGCUGUGUGUGGAGAAACCGGACAAUCAGCUAUAGCAGCUUUAGAAUACAAUAAGUCUCAUUAUGGUUCAUUAGAUGUAGUGAGUAGCUGCUGAAAGGUGUCUAUACCCUACAAUGUGCUUCUAAUACAAGCGUCUAGCAAACAGGAAGUAGCCAACGCUGAGAACUUCCUGUAUGAGCCCAUCUACUGGCCAGCUUCUGCACUAUGGGCACAGGAGGUCCCUGAAUGUGUCCUACGUGUAUGUGUGUGUGUGUGUGUGUGUGUGUGUUUUGCCGUUCCACCCCCUUUGCUUCCUUCCCUGCUGCUGGCCCGCCGAUGCACGGCAUCGUGGGAAAGAACGGAUAAUAUUCUGGACAUUCACACCCCCAGAUGUCGUCUGGGCCUCGGGGUCAGCCUGUAAACGUGUGUCUCACGGACUUCAGAGGAAGCGGAAGAUGAGACGGUCAAGUGCGUCGGGGGAGAUUUCGUCGUUCCUCACGUCGUCCUUCUCGAUCAGCUGCUUCCUGUUUAUUGUUACGCUGCAGUGUUGUCCCAGGAAGAUAACGAGGCUUUGACCUUUAUCAGGAGCACAUCCUGCCCCCCCCCCGUUCGUACAGCGUGAACGUCAUAGUGGAUCAGAGGGCAGCAUGUGAUUGAAUGGCUUUUAUUUAGAAGAAGUUGUGUUUCAAAUGUAGACAUAAUUAGCUGCAAAAAAAAAUGGUGAACUUUGCAUGUUUGUGGUUAACACCCCCCCCCCCCCCCCUUUUAUUUCUCAAAAGCAGCUCGCAACAAAUCCAGCAGCCUUUUCCAACCACCGAAUGAACCCCGUUAGACGAUGUUAAAAUCGCGAAACCAAAAUAAUAAAUAGCACAGUUUAUUUCAUGUUGAGCAGUCUGCUUGUCUUUUUCCAAGGAGACCUUUAAAUACCCCUCAUACACUGAAUAUAUAUCUCUCUUUAAAACACAGAGCACAAAUCUACCCCUGUUAUUUUUCAAUUGAGGGUAAAGUUGAAGGUAUUGGCUUACGCUGAGACAGAAGGAGUUGCUAGAUUAUAGUCAAUGUUUUAUGAUACACUUCUUAAAACAUUGCCCAUCUUCUUGGAAUAGAAGGCCACUUUAAGUCUGAACAAUUGACCGAAGAAACUCCAACAUCGCAGCUGUCUACGGCUGGAGCCAUGGCAGGAUCUGUAGAAUACACUGUGUCCCUCCCAGUGUGAGAGUUAUGUCCAGACCAGUCUUCUCCCACUGCUUUGACUUUGUUUGGUUGUUUUUUUGGAAAGGUUUAAAGAUUUAUUUUCCAAUAAAUGUGCGUGCUGCGGGACAACUGCCGGGAUUUCCAACCAGUACAACACAGUCCAGGUCACAACAUGGUUUACAUUGUGCAGGGUCGUGUGAGCUUUUAGUGGGAUUAGUGGAAACUAAUCUUAUAUAAAUUCAAAAGUGUGAUUGAGCUAAUUUGGCAGAGUGACAAAAGUAUACAGAGACGUGGAGAAAGAGGGGGAGCGAAGUGAAGUUAAAGCCACAGAUCAGAUUCCAUAUAAGAGUAUGGAUGCAUUUUCACAAGCAUGUAGUUUCGUUUAAAUGGCACAAAGUUACUCUCUGCUCUCUCAACUGCGGCAGCCAUGAACAAAGUGUGUGUGAAAAAUCUAAAAAACAACAUGAAAUUGAUCUAUUGUUGGUUCUGAAACUCCAUUUGCAUUGCAGAACCACAGUCAGCUUGAUGGCAAAACAGAACGAUUGAAAAAUGUGUACUAUCUGACAAAAUGUGCAAUAUUCCAAUCUGUGCAAUAUCCCCACAUAACCUUCCCCCACCUCUCAAAAUGUGCAAUAUCCCCAUAUAACUGUCCCCUUCCCCCUCUUUCUUUUCACAAGCCAGGAACUGCACUCAGAACAUGUAACACCCGGUUCUGUUUCUCCUAUGUUCCGUGUCUCCUAUGUCUCCUCUGUGUCUUCUCUGUCUUAAUUGUUUAAUUCCCUGCACCUGCCCUCAGCCACUCUUGUCUCGUUACUGUCUGAUGUCGUACACCUGUGUUUCCCCCCCUAUAUAUUGUGUCAGUCUUUCCCUUGUCUCCUGUCGGAUUGUCGUCUCUCGUUCCGUGUCCUUUUCCCGUCGUCCUGUCCGUGUUCCUGAUCCUGCCUGCCUGCCCUGACCGACGAUCCUCUGCCUGCCGCUUUUGGACCUUGUUUAUUUUGCAACUGUUUUGCUUCAUUAAAGAGUGCUUUUUGUUAUUCGAGUUUCGAUCCUGCUUGAUUCUCUGCACAUGAGCUCCUGCACCUCGCUACCCGUGACGUCGGCGUGACAGAACAAUCCGACUAUGAUUGGCUCAGCAGAGGACAGUGUGCGCUCAGCUCUCCAGACGCAAGGGGAGCGUCUUUCAAAGAUUGAGCAGUUAAUCUCUGGCAGGUACAAGGAGCUCCACGACCAACAGAGUUCUUUGACCAAACAGCUGAGGGAUCUGCUACUCCCGAGCGAGCCGGUGCGGGCCGGCUGCGGUUCCCGGUCGCCGGAUGGGUCGGCACCGCCAGCCCCGUCUGGCUACCAGCCCAAGCCCCAGCAGCCCUCGCCGUGCCUGUCCGGUAUUCCCGGUGACCUGUCGAAGCCCCGGCCGUUCUCCACUGGCCCCUGGCAGCCGCCGGCGUUCCUAGCCGGCAUUCCCGGUGAUCUGUCGGAACCCCGGCCGUUCUCCACUGCCCCCCGGAAGCCCCCGCCGUUCCUGUCGAGCAUUCCCUGUGUCCCGCCGGUUCCCGCUGCCGCCUCGGUGCCGCAGUCUUCACCGGUUCCCACUGCCACCUCCGCCGUGCUGCAGUCCCGGCCGAUCCGACCUCCCCGUGUCCCUUCUCCGUCCUUGUUGACUCUAGUUCCCCAUGCCCCUUCCCCGUCCCGGUCGGUGCUAGUUCCCUCUCUCCCAUCUCUGUCCCGGCCGGCCCCAGUUUCUCCUGCCCCGUCUCCAUCCAGGCCAGUCCUAGUUACCCGUGCCCCGUCUUUGUCCCGGCCGCCCCCAGUUCUCCGUGCUCCAUCUCCGUCCCGGCCGGCCCCAGUUCCCCGUGCUCCGUCUUUGCCCCGGCUGGCUCUAGUCCCUCCUAUUCCGUCCCCUUCCCGCCCGGUGGUAGUUCCGUGUCCCGGCUCCCCGUGUUCCACCGCCGUCCCAGCCGUUUCCCCCGUCCCACUCUCGACUGUCCCGUCGGCGUCCCCCCCUUGCCCGCUUCCGUCUCCCGUCGCCAUCUCGUCCAGCUCCAGUUCCCAGUGUCCCGUCACCAUCCCAGCUGGCUCCAGACCCCGGCCUCUCCUGUGCCCGGUACCCCAGCUACCCAUCCCUGUACUCCAGCCCGCCCUCCGGCGCGCCUUUCGCCUGGUGGUCGCCCGCCGGCCCACCCCCCAGACUGCUUCUGCCAUGCCCUUUGUCCCUCCGCCGGCUCCCCUCCACCCACCCUUGUUGAUCCUUUGGGACGUCUGGUAUCCGUCCCUUAAGAAAGGGGUACUGUAA